UCAGUACGAACUCAGCUGGCGUGCGAUACGUACUGCUCCCACACCGGGCAACAACUUCGCGCAGCGGCAAACUUGGCUGUACAUCUUGACAUUUCAAAAAGUGAAUAAAAAUAAAAUAAUACUCUAUGGUCAACACUGGCUGGUUAUAAUAUUUUUUAUGCGCAAAAAACUGUAAACUGUUCGAUAUUUAAAAACUUUCAAAGUGCGUGUUUUAUUAUUUUAUUUCACCAGUACUUUUGCUUCCAAUCAUCAUAAUUGUUGUGAUGAUUUUAUUUCUUAAACUCUAGAUACAGUGGAAAGUAUUGGAUAAACUUAAGUAGUACUGCUUAAAAGUUUACUUUGAAGUUUUUGGAAGUUUUCAACGAGUUUCACCUGAAAAAGAUGGGCUGGGAGACACCUCAAGUUUUAUCCAUAAAAACUUGCGGGUGAACCGUAUCUUCGUUCAUCGACUACGCAGGAUGGGGUCACUCCGAUAGCUAGAAAAUAUGAACCAGCUAUGUCUCUAAAUGGCACUACGUACGUCGGGGGAGGAGUGCUCAUCCUCACCAGGACACUCACCGGCGAAUCCGUCGAAGUCCUCGACGAGCCAAAAUCCAACAAAACGAUAGACAUCAUCGAUGUGAAAUUAGUGCAAGUCGCCUUCUGCGUGCUCUAUACCAUGAUAUUCCUCCUUGGUGUCUUCGGAAAUGUUCUCGUCUGCUAUGUCGUCUUCAGGAACCGAGCUAUGCAAACAGUGACAAAUCUCUUUAUAACAAACUUGGCGCUCUCAGAUAUUCUGCUCUGUGUAUUCGCCGUGCCUUUAACGCCAAUGUACACGUUUCUGGGAAGAUGGGUUUUCGGAAGACUACUCUGUCACCUGAUGCCAUACGCCCAAGGAACCAGCGUCUACAUAUCAACAUUGACACUAACGUCUAUAGCAAUAGACAGAUUCUUCGUCAUAAUAUACCCUUUCCAUCCAAGAAUGAAACUUAAUACGUGUAUUUUCAUUAUUGUCUUCAUAUGGGUGUUCUCUUUAGUGGUGACUUGCCCCUAUGGGCUUUUUAUGGGCAUCCAGACAACCAAUAACAAGACCUAUUAUUGCGAAGAAAGUUGGCCGUCUGAUAGAUCAAGGAAAAUUUUCGGAGUCUUCACCACAGUUUUACAGUUUCUCAUACCCUUCCUUGUGAUAGCUGUGUGCUACACAUGCGUAAGUAUUAGAUUGAAUGACCGAGCUCGAACUAAACCCGGAGCCAAGACUACUAGGAGGGAGGAAGCUGAUAGAGACAGGAAAAGAAGAACGAACAGAAUGCUCAUAUCCAUGGUCGCGAUAUUCGGCAUCUCAUGGCUUCCACUGAACCUCAUUAACAUAUUCAACGAUUUCUACGCUCAGAUGACUGAGUGGAAUUAUUACUUCGUCUCCUUUUUCCUCGCACAUUCCAUGGCGAUGGCAUCGACGUGCUACAACCCUUUCCUUUACGCCUGGCUGAACGAAAAUUUUAGAAAGGAAUUUAAACAAGUCUUGCUUUUCGAAUCAAAUGGCGGAGUCAGAAAUAGUUACCAUUCAGGUCGAAUGCCAACUCAUAAAUCUGAUAAAAAUAUUUGUAAUGGCAAUGAAACAAUUCAAGAAACUUUGUUGGCGUCCUCUUUUAAUAGAGGGCCUUCAAUAAAGCAGCGGCUCGAGGGACUCGAGAAGAAAGACAAUGGCGUCGAAGUUGAAAACAUUAUAUUGGAGGACAAGCCAAUCUCGGCGACAUUUCACACCAAGACUGAAAAUGUUAAUUUGCAUUUAAUUCACGAGGAAUCGCAAUUCAGCGACCCGAAAGAAACGAAGUCGCCGACGUAAAUAAUCAUCCAAAUCUUCAACAACGACUUGUAAACGAAUAACAUCCAUAGAGUCACUGUGAAUAUUGUAUUAAUAAUAUUUGAAAUAGGUUUUGUGAUUUUUCGCUUGGUGUUACGAAGCUAUUGUUGUUUAAUGUAGUUCAAAUACUAUGUAAAUAUUGUACAAAAUACAAUAUGUAAUAUAGUAGAAUGAGAUAGAGAAAUGUUUAAUGUAUUAUAUAAUGUCUAGAGCAAGUAUCCGAAGGCCUACGAACUCUUUAUAUUUAUGUAAAUAUAUUUUAACAUAAUAUACGAUUUGUAUUUUUUAAUAAACUUAAUAAUGAGCCCUGUUUCAAGCGUGGCAAUUGUCGAUGUACAGUUUGCUUUGCGACGUUCCGUUUUACGUAAUUCCGUAGUUAACUUACGUAAAUUGGAACAUGUCACGUUUGAGAUAUACUAGUUUAUUAAAGACACAAAUCAAUUUAUAGAGAAAUUGUAUAGAUAAUAAACAUAAGAUAUGUUGUAAAUAAGAUAUUGUUAAUCCGCUUUCAUUAGUCAAAUGAUUAUAGUAAUUAGUUGGUAUGUAACUGUUGUACGAAUAAAUGAGGUUAAUUGGCUGUUUUGUA
This is a messenger RNA of Manduca sexta (tobacco hornworm), 2426 nucleotides long. RefSeq names its product prolactin-releasing peptide receptor (gene NGR-A11). Gene Ontology annotation, molecular function: neuropeptide binding; neuropeptide Y receptor activity. Gene Ontology annotation, biological process: G protein-coupled receptor signaling pathway. NCBI's taxonomy places the organism in Eukaryota, Metazoa, Arthropoda, Insecta, Lepidoptera, Sphingidae. The record is from RefSeq and is a predicted model, not a curated record. Gene Ontology annotation, cellular component: neuron projection; plasma membrane.